AUGAAAGUUUUAAGUCUUCUUUUAGUAGUCUUUUUAUUAUUUAGUAUUAUUUUAGCCCAAGACUCAUCAGCUGCUAGUAGCCAAUCAAGCGGUGCUAUCAUUGAUUCAUCAGCAUCUGAAAAUAAUUCAACUGAUUCAAGUGCCUCUGCAAGUGGUAGUGGUAGUUUAUCAUCAUCAUCAUCAUUUGACUCUAGUGCAUCAAAUAGUGGUUCAAAUAGUGCCAGUGGUAGUUUUUCAUCAUCAUCAUUAGAUUCAAGUGCUUCAUCAAAUAGUGGUUCAAAUAGUGCUGGUUCAUCAUCAUCAUUUGAUUCAAGUGCUUCAUCAAACUCUGGUUCAAACAGUGCCUCAUCCACUGAUUCAUCUGCCUCAUCAAACUCUGGCUCAAACAGUGCAUCAUCAACUGAUUCAUCUGCAUCAAACUCUGGUUCAAACAGUGCCUCAUCAACUGACUCAUCUGCCUCAUCAAACUCUGGUUCAAAUAGUGCCUCAUCCACUGACUCAUCUGCCUCAGGUUCAUCUGCUUCAUCUACUGACUCAUCUGCAUCAAACUCUGGUUCAAAUAGUGCCUCAUCAACUGAUUCAUCUGCCUCAGGCUCAUCUACUUCAUCAACUGAUUCAUCUGCCUCAGGCUCAUCUACUUCAUCAACUGAUUCAUCUGCUUCAGGCUCAUCCACUUCAUCCACUGACUCAUCUGCCUCAGGUUCAUCUGCUUCAUCUACUGAUUCAUCUGCCUCUGGUUCAUCUGCCUCAUCUACUGAUUCAUCAUCAAACUCUGGUUCAAACAGUGCCUCAUCAACUGAUUCAUCUGCCUCUGGUUCAUCUGCUUCAUCAACUGAUUCAUCUGCCUCUGGUUCAUCUGCUUCAUCAACUGAUUCAUCUGCCUCAUCAACUGACUCAUCAUCAAACUCUGGUUCAAGCAGUGCUUCAUCAACUGAUUCAUCUGCUUCAGGUUCAGAAGGUUCAUCAUCAGAAGGUUCAUCAUCAGAUGGCAAUGUUAAAUGUUUCUCACAUCACAAUACUCUCUCUGUUAGCAGCUUAAACGAAACCAUUGAAUGUAAAGGUCGUGGUGAAACUAGAUGUAUCUCUGAAAGUGGUUACUUAUGUGCUACAGCUGGUCGUGAAAACCGUCGUACUCAAAUCGAAUGUUCAGCCAACACCUACAUUAGAUGCACUGGUGACUACAUUAGAUGUUCAGUUGGUAACACUGAAUGUGCUAUUCGUGAUGGUGAUUUAAAGAUUACUGAAUCACCAAAAUACCCACCACACUGGAACAAACAUUAA
Dictyostelium purpureum is the source of this 1281-nucleotide messenger RNA. RefSeq lists its product as uncharacterized. NCBI's taxonomy places the organism in Eukaryota, Evosea, Eumycetozoa, Dictyosteliales, Dictyosteliaceae. The record is from RefSeq and is a predicted model, not a curated record. The transcript has a single exon. The coding region runs from base 1 to 1281 and encodes 426 amino acids.